AUGGAAAUGUCACUUCCGAACGGUGUAGACGUGUCUCAGUUGGUGCAGCAUCCCGUGCUCGCCGCCCUGCCGCCCUUCUUCCUGAGAGCGUCCGAAAGAUAUCAGCGGACCCCGAAGUGCGCUCGGUGCCGGAACCACGGCGUGGUCUCUGCACUGAAGGGGCACAAGCGGUACUGCCGGUGGCGCGACUGCGUGUGCGCCAAGUGCACACUUAUAGCCGAGCGACAGCGCGUCAUGGCCGCACAGGUGAGGAUGCAACGUGCUCUAACAAAUGUUGCUCUGCGUCGCCAGCAAGCCCAAGAGGAGAACGAAGCCCGGGAGUUGAACCUACUAUACGCGGGGCAGCCGUCCAGCGCGCCGCACCACUACGCCGAUAUGCCCGACGGAUCACCAGUUCAGAAGCGCGCUCGCAUCACCGAGGUUUGUUCCACCAGUCCAUCUCCUAUCAACGAACAACCCAGGGAUCCGAAGACUCCAGCGCCGACGCCGCCGCUAGCCACACCCCCGCCCCGCUCUCCUUCUGACCACGAACUAAACGUGGAGGAGGAGCUAGAAGAAUCAGAACCAUCUCUCACUCCCGAAAACCUGUCCAUGAAGGAGUCUCGCGAAGAGAUGCCUGUCAAAAAAGAAGAAGAAAAAUGGGAGAAUAACGAGUUUAAAUACAAAAUGUUUAGACGUAAAGAUCUCCCCGAGCCCGCCCACGAGGAGAGUCAGUAUCAGAAAUCUCCAGUGGACGUGCUAUUGAAAGUGUUCCCGCGACGCAGCCGGCAAGAGAUCGAGGCUAUCCUGGCGCGGUGCAAGGGAGACGUCGUAGCGGCCAUGGACUCCAUGGUGAACGGGCCGGAACCCAAUCCUUACCACGUGACGCAGGAAUCUCCACCUUACCUCCAAAAUUACCAGUCGAAAUCAGCGUUUUCUCCUCUAUCGAACCAGAGUUUCAAGUUCUCCCCGUCACGGCGGUUUCUGACUCCACCUUACAGCGGGACGGGGUAUUUGCCCACUGUAAUCCGGCCGCCACCGGAGUACCUUUCAUCAUUUAUGCCACCUUCAGAGCUGAUGUACGGGAGGCAGCUUCAGGUACCAUCGCCGGGAACCUCUCCCACUUCUGAUAACACGAACAACGAUGGCUUUUCUGAUUAA
Molecule: messenger RNA, 1140 nt
Organism: Bombyx mandarina (wild silkworm)
Lineage: Eukaryota; Metazoa; Arthropoda; Insecta; Lepidoptera; Bombycidae
Gene: dmrt99B
Product: doublesex-Mab related 99B
Biological process (GO): sex differentiation; regulation of transcription by RNA polymerase II
Cellular component (GO): nucleus
Molecular function (GO): RNA polymerase II cis-regulatory region sequence-specific DNA binding; DNA-binding transcription factor activity, RNA polymerase II-specific; protein binding
Source: RefSeq, a predicted model, not a curated record